GAGAUAUUACAUGCUGAUAACUUCUGGGAAUUAAAUUAAACUCGGGCAAAUCACAUGCAAAAGUCUGCUAAGGGCUUUUGGACAGGCAGACCGGCGAUCUGACAAAGAAGCGCGCUCGAUACAGUUUGAACUCGUUUGGGGCAGCAAAAGAAAAUGAAGGUUAUCAUCGCAACUUUGCUUUUCAUCUCGGCAGCCGGAGCAAUUCGGAACCUGGUUGGCCUUCCAGAGGAGAGGUCUAGUAGAUUACAUCAUUUACUGAAAGAUGGACCCAUUGAUGCAAAGAAACUCUCGAAUCCAUACAACUCAAAGACAAUAGAUGCACUUGCUGAUCUUUUUGAAAAAUAUCCUCUGAAUGACGACUCGGCUUCAGACGAGAGUGGCUCGGGUUCAGGCGUGGGUGGCUCGGGUUCAAGCGAGAGUGGUUCGGGUUCAAGCGAGAGUGGCUCGGGUUCAAGCGAGAGCGCUUCGGGUUCAAGCGAGAGUGGCUCGGGUUCAAGCGAGAGCGCUUCGGGUUCAAGCGAGAGUGGCUCGGGUUCAAGCGAGAGCGGUUCGGGUUUUGUCGAGGGUAGUUCGGGUUUUGUCGAGAGUGGUUCCGGAAUGGAACCCGACACCUUGAAAGCAUUGGUUAAAUCGUUACUGAAAAUCGGACCAGCUUUGGAAGAACUGAAAGAGAAAAGAGACGAAAGAAUUGCAAAAACUGGUUCAGAGUUCAUAGCAGCAUUGAAAGAAUACAAAGAUGACGACGAAAUUUUGCAAUUGUUGGGACGCCAUGUCAUUGAAGAGCACAAAGAAUGCGAUGACGUCAAACAUAAAUUUGCCGACUACGUUCAUAAAUCAGUUUUGUAUGAAUUGCUAGAAGGGCAAGACACCUUAAACUUCCAACAGGAUUUGGCAUACGUUUUGGAAGCCGCCAAAAUGUCCCCUGAAUUUGACGCUUUCGAGGCAUUUUCCUACAUGACGGCAUUGUAUGGACUUCAAGACCAUCCUGGGAUAAAGGCGAUCAUGGUGAUUGGCGGCCUGGUCGCUGAAGCUGCCUGCGAUGAAAAACUGGAUGGUCUGUUUAAUAAGUUUGGCGAGCUAAUAAAGGAGCAUGGACCACAUGGUGACAUUGAUUUUGCGAGCAGAAUAAAUCUGGAUCUUUACAUGGACAACAGCAAAGUUUGCAAACGAGGUUUAGUCAAACGCAUCGAACCACCGCAAGUCAACAUCAAAGAUAGAGUACUUGAUCUGAUGUUUAAGGGAUACCAGCCUCACUGCGAUGAAGUGAAGAUUAUUCGGUUUGCUGUGGAAACAGUCUUACAUAGUAUCGAGGUUUCCCGUAAGUUUGCAUGGUUACAUGCGAUUUCCAAGGGACACGAACACGUGGUGAUCAGCCACGUUAAAUAUUUCCUGGAACAUGGCCACGAGGACGUGGCACACAAAAUUGUGGGCGAGUAUGUGCUUGCUAACGUGAGGGGAGCCAUGACAGUCGGUCUAGCUGUUGAGAAACGCUUCAAGCCAUGACAACAACAAAUACAGUUUUAACUGCGGUACCAAGACCACAGACACCAUAACCAUAGAAACCUUUUAGGAGUAGCUGUCAUCGUGUCUAUUGGUUGAUUAUUAUUAGCACACUUUCACUUUAUAUUUUCACUAAUGAAGUAGCAAUUUACUUGAUUAUAAUUCCAAAUAGAAUUAAAAAAAAGAAAACA
Molecule: messenger RNA, 1691 nt
Organism: Orbicella faveolata
Lineage: Eukaryota; Metazoa; Cnidaria; Anthozoa; Scleractinia; Merulinidae
Source: RefSeq, a predicted model, not a curated record